Panicum virgatum (switchgrass) is the source of this 1051-nucleotide messenger RNA. RefSeq names its product probable inactive nicotinamidase At3g16190. The record is from RefSeq and is a predicted model, not a curated record. NCBI's taxonomy places the organism in Eukaryota, Viridiplantae, Streptophyta, Magnoliopsida, Poales, Poaceae. The coding region runs from base 105 to 698 and encodes 197 amino acids. The transcript has 5 exons.
GCCCUAUAAAUUGCUCCACCACCCUAUAGAACCCACACACGAUCUCUCUGUCCCAAAUUAAAAACCCCGAGUUGCCUCUUCUUCCAUUGCAGCUAGCGAUCCAUAUGGGGGCUGCCAAUAAGUGGAGCGACACUGCCAUGCUCGUCAUCGACAUGCAGAAGGAGUUCGUAGACCCGGCAAUGAGCAGCCUGGCGUUCCUGGCCGGCGGGGAGGCCAUCCUCCCGGCCGUUACCCAGGCCGUCGAACUUGCGCGGGAGCGCGGUAUCUUCGUUGUCUGGGUUGUGAGAGAGCAUGACCCUGAUGGUAGGGACGUUGAGCUCUUUCGCCGGCGCUUCUACUCCGGGGGAAAGGGCCCCGCGAUGAAAGGUUCCCAAGGCGCAGAGAUGGCUGAUGGGCUUGUCAUCAAAGAAGAGGACUACAAGCUGGUGAAAACAAGGUUCAGCUCUUUCUUUGCCACAAACCUGGAUUCUGUCCUCAAAACUUCAGGGAUCAAGAACCUGGUUGUUGUUGGGGUUCAAACACCAAAUUGUGUCCGGCAGACUGUCUUUGAUGCUGUCGCACUUGACUAUGAGAAAGUUACGGUUAUUGUGGAUGCAACAGCUGCUGCUAGCCCAGAAAUCCAAAUGGCAAACGUCAGAGACAUGAAGAACAUUGGGGUGGAGACACCAACCUUGGAAGACUGGAGUCGUCAGGCUUGAUUGUGCUUCAUGCUCAGCACCAACGAGACAUCGAUCAGACUCGACGUGUGGUUCUUCAGAAAAGAAGAAUAUGGUUGGUUUUACUUCGAUAUGAGUGUGUGUAAUUAUAUUUUACUGUCAUGUGCCACAUGUUAUAUGCAUGUGCAGAAACUUGUAAUAAUCCCUCAUGCACAGAGUUCGGAUCAGUUCACUGUACCAUGGUGAUGCUCUGUCUGAAACAGAGCAAAUCAAAUCGUGUGGCGCUAAUCAAAUUGUAGUAGAGUGCAGAUCCUGAUGCAGAUUGGAGCCGUUAUUAAGAAGUGUGUUUGGCAAACAAAAAAGAUAAAUAAAAUGAAAAACCAUAUGUCGCCUCA